Capsaspora owczarzaki ATCC 30864 is the source of this 1618-nucleotide messenger RNA. RefSeq names its product phospholipase D3. NCBI's taxonomy places the organism in Eukaryota, Filasterea, Ministeriida, Capsasporidae. The record is from RefSeq and is a predicted model, not a curated record. Gene Ontology annotation, molecular function: catalytic activity. The transcript is spliced from 8 exons. Bases 52 to 1521 code for a protein of 489 amino acids.
UUCGUUUCUUUUUUUUGUUUGUUUGUUGCUCGUUGUUGUUACUGCUACGCAAUGAUGCUCUCUUGUGCUCGCGGUCGUGUCGGGGCGGUUGCGCAAGUCCUGACUGUCCUGUGCCUCCUGGUCGUCGUCGCCUGCUGCUCUGCCGCCGCCACUCAUGCCACCACGUCACCAUCCUCAUCCUCGUCUUUGUCGUCGUCGUCGUCAUCAUCGUCGGUGCAGGGUGACUGGCGCAACGCGGCAGCCGACGCAGAACAGCGCCUCGCUUCCUCAUGGCGGGCUGCGACCCAACACCGUAGCAAGCUCGACUCUGCAACGCAGCAGCAGCAUGAACAGCAGCAGCAGCAGCAGCAGGAGCACAACGCGGAUCAGCUCUCCUGCAGCGGUACCGCUCGCAUUGCAGAGACUAUUCCGUCCAACCUGACCCUCCACACCGACUUGUCCACCGGCGAUGCUUGGCUGCAGUUGAUCAAUAACGCAACGCAGACACUCGACCUCGCUGUCUUUUACAUGACACUGCUCAAUGGCACUGACAUUGGUCAGAAGGUCUUCAAUGCGCUCGUCGCUGCGUGCGAUCGCAAUGUUGCCAUAAACGUUGCGAUUUCCGCUCCGAACGCCCAGUUCCCCGACGAUGAUCUUGUCACGCUCCAACAACAAUGCGGCAGUCAAAUCUCUGUUGCGUACCUCAACAUGUCCACCUUCUUUGAUGGCGGCGUUUUGCACACAAAGUUCAUUAUCGCAGACGGGCAAGCGUUUUACAUUGGUAGCGCAAACAUGGAUUGGCGCUCGUUGAGCGAGGUCAAGGAGCUCGGAAUCGUUGUUGAUAAGUGCAAUCUGCUUGCUUCCGACCUCAAGAAAGUGUUUGACGUGUUUGUUUUGGCGUCGAAUCUCGAGCGUCUGCCCGCAUUCUGGCCGUCCCAACUCGACACGGACUUCAAUGCCUCCAACCCCGCUACGAUUGCUGUCAACCACGAGUCUGGUUCAGCGUUCAUUUCGUCCUCUCCCCAUGCAUUCUGCCCUGCUGGCCGCAGCUUUGAUCGAGACGCACUUGAAUUCGCCAUCCUGUCCGCUCAGACAAAUGUGUCGAUCGAAGUCAUGGACUAUCUGCCCAUUACCGUCUAUGAGGAGCCUCAAGUGUACUGGCCUGCGUUGGACACUGCCAUUCGCACCGUUGCAUUCAACAAAAAGGUUCAGGUGAACAUGUUGAUUGCAUACUGGGACAACUCGAUUGAAGGCAUGAUUCCGUUCUUGAAGUCUCUCAACGACCUGGACAAUGUCGAAGUUCGCCUCAUGGAAAUUCCGAAGAAUACCCCCUAUGUGCCCUUCACUCGCGUCAACCACGCCAAGUUUAUUGUGACGGACUCUUUGGUGGCCAUUUCGACCAGCAACUAUGUGGGCGAUUACUUUAUCAACACGGCGGGAAGCUCGCUUGUCACCGAUGCCAAGAGCCUUGUGUCAAGCGUGCAGAGCCGGUUUGAUCGUGACUGGGCCAGCCAGUACUCGGUGCCUCUGUCGUCCGUUUAAACUCUUUUGUUUGGCUGAAUCUGACAGCUCGAACUUUUGGCAAUUGUGCUAAAGCUAAUUCCGAUUGAAAUAACAUUUGAAACCCAACAAACAAAGC